UCGGGCAGCCGGGCCGCGUGGGGCGAACCCCUAGCCGGCCCACUGGCGCCGAUGCCCGCAGCGCCAGCGGUGCCCGCGGCGGCGCCGCGCGGCGUGGCAGGCCAGCCCGCGAGAGAAGGCGCGGGCCAGCGCCCGUGCGUCACCUGCGCGUGCUGCGGCGCCCGCCUGCGGGCCAGCGAGCUGCCCUACGCCUGCGAGGUCGCGGCUCUGCCGGAGGCGCUGGCGGCAGCCUGGCACGAUGGAGGCACCCCUCCCCUCACGAGGCCAGCGACGCGUUCCUCCGGGCCUGCGCGCAGCGUGCAGGCCGCCGGGGCUGGGCCCGGGACUGCCUCGCCGGCCUGCUGCGCGGGUGCCUUUCGGCCGCGGACGCCAACGCCCUCGCAGGGCGCGGCGAGAUGUUCGUCCUGACCGGCACCGCCGCCAGAAGGCUGCUGGGGGGCCGCAGGCCCGGCGGCCUGCUGCUGGACGUCGGGGCGGGAUGCGGCGAGGUCACGUCCCAGUUCCUGCCGCUGUUCGAUGACGCCCUGGCGACCGAGGUCAGCCUGCCCGCCCUGUGGUGCCUGCGUGCCCGCGGCUUGCCGGCGCUGCGCGCCGCGGCUGGCCUGGCGCCGCCGGCCUUCGACGCGGCGGCGGCCGCGGCGGGCGUCGCGCUCGGCCCGGGCGGCUCCGUGGACUGCGCGCUGCUGCUGAACGUGCUGGACCGCUGCGACGCGCCGCUGGCGCUGCUGCGGGAGACCCUUCCCGGCGGCAUUCUUCCGCGCCCGCGGCCUCGGAUUUCGGCGAGGUGUGCGGCCGGCUGCAGCCUGGGAAGGCGCCUUCCCCCCUUGGUGCUGCCCUACCGGCCCUUCGUCGACCGCGGCGCCCGCGGCCGGGGGCGGCCCUCGGAGCGCCUGCCGCUGCCGCCCGGCGCCAGCUGGGAGGCUUCCGUGGUGUUGCUGUGGCGCCGGGUGCUCCAGCCGGCAGGGCUCGAGCUGGAGGCGUUGGCGCGGGCGCCGUACCUGUCGCAGGGAGACGCGUUGAGCCCAGCGUACGCGCUCGACGACGCGAUCUUUGUGUUGCGGCGGGGACGUGGCGGAUGAGGGCUUGCCCUCGCACUGCACAUUCCGCGCCCUGGGCCCGUCCAUCAAAGAGGGAGCUCUUGGGCUUGGACCAGUGGCCGCCUUGGCCCUUUUACCCUUGCGUGCACGCCGGGCGACGCAGGCUUGACGCGGCAGUGGUGGCGCGAGGUAGAAAGCGAUGGGAGCGAAUGGGGGUG
Prorocentrum cordatum is the source of this 1255-nucleotide messenger RNA. Lineage: Eukaryota; Dinophyceae; Prorocentrales; Prorocentraceae. The record is from the annotation of a GenBank genome assembly.